CGCACUGACUGAUAUGAGAUACACGAGAAAAUGAAAAUGAGAGCAAUGAUUUUUCUUUUGGUGAGCAGGAAAAUUGUUUUUCAACCAUCAACAGCAUCCUCAGCAUCUGUACGAUAUUGGCCAAAAUAGUUCGCAUACAAACGCUAAACGUUCAAAUACUACUCUACUAAAAUAAAACGGGGCGCGCGUUUUUUUAAACAUAAUAUAUAUUUUUUUUCUACACUUUACAUACAUAUAGAUAUACACUACCAACCAACCAACAAACCAACAAAAAAAAAACAUAUUCAAGUUAAGAAAUUUUCUAUACGAUACAAAAAAAAAAUAAAAGAAAAAAUAUUUGAAAAAAACAAAGUUAAUUUUUUAAAUAGAAUUAUUAAUAUUGUUUAAGAGGAAAAGCCCUUUAAACAAGUGAAAAAUCAGCAAGAAAUUGUCAAAAAGAAUGUGUUUUUUUUAAGUUUUAAAUAAUGUAUAUACAAAUACAUACAACCAUGUAUAUAUGUAUAUAAAAAAAUGUCUCAACAAAACAAAUGUACAACAAUAACAAUAACAACAACUACAACAAUUUAACUAAAGAAAUCCAUUAACCGAGAAAACAAAAAGACAUACGGAAUAAAUGAAACAUGAACUAGAAAAUAAAAUAUAAAAAUAAUAAUGAAUUCAAGUGUAUCUUGUAAAAUGUAUGUUACCUGUGUGUGUUUUUUAGUUGGAGCAGAUAAACCAAAUCAUAAGAAAUAGCAGCAGCAGCAUUAGCUAAAGAAGAAGAAGCAAACAAAUGAAUACAGUGUUAAUGGCCACAACAAAUUUUCAACAAAAACCAUAACGCCCCCUCAAUUAAAGAAAAAAAAAAAUACAACAUAACAAAAAAAAUAUAUAAAAAAUAAAUUAAUCCACAAUAAAGUAUAACAAAACAAAAGUAGAGCGAAAUUUUUCAUAUAAAAGUUUCUUUUGGUUUUUUUUUUGUUCGAUUUGAUUUUGUUAAUUUUUUUAUGCACCAACAACAAAAACAACAAGAAGAUUUAAAUAAAAUUUAUAUGUCUAUGUCGUAAUGCUUGAUCUAAACCAGCGUCUAUAGCCGGCCUCUAUUAUUGUUAUUUUCAAACAAACAAGCUGAACGAAAACAACAAAAAAAAUAACAAAAAUAUCGUUAUUUUUCACCACCCCCACGAUCAUCCUCAACAAAAGCUACAACAGAAAGAAAAAUAAAUAAAAAUUCGUUUGUUUCUUUAGAAUGUAUGUUUUCUUAAGAGUUGUUGUUGCUGUUUAAGUUACCACAGACCAACAACAACAACAAAACAAAAACCAGCAGCAUUAAUAUUGCAAUAACAGCAUCUUCUCCACCAACAACAAGCAAGCAUCAUUAUCAACAACCUCCUCUCACUCUCAGUUCAAGUGCUGUCUCGUCUCGUUUCGUUUUUAUUCGUUUGCCGUUUUGGGCGUUUGUGCGUUGUGGGGUGCGUACGUUGUUGAACGUACUUGCGCCUAUUUGAGGCACAGCAUGUCACUGCCUCACAUACCACCUGAGCUCCAUAAACCGUAGUAUUCGGUAUCAAUAAUGUUAAAAGAUUUUUUGAUUUAUGUUGUUGUUGUCAGUCCUCUCAGCCACCACUACCACCACGAUCACCACAACCACCACCAAAAAAAUAUAAAAAUAUUAGCAAAAAUAUAACAAUUCACCACCAAAAUAUCAAAUCACCACGAACACCACGUAUCAAAUGAAAAUAUUUAAAUAAAAAAAAAUUUUAAAUUUAAAAAGAAAAAAAUUAUUUUUUUCAUCAUUUAUUUUCAAACAUCAUUUCCAUCGAUCGUCCAAAAAAUAAAUCAACAUCAAGCUAAAAUAAUAGGCUCCACUAGCAAACAAAAAAAAAUAUUCAAAUCAUCUCCACCACCACAACCACUCCAAACAUCAUCAUCAAUAAUUUUGUAGUUGUACUUCAAAUCCAUCCGUUCAACUUCCAUCAUGGCCACCAUCAAUUCGGUUCCCAAAAGUAUACACCUGCCCUUGACAACAAGUCUGUCGUCAGCGCCUCGUGUGCUUAUGUGUAGUGCGUCGGUGGGCACAGAAGCUUCGGUAACAUUACAAUUGCGCGAUGUUAAUUCCAAUGACUCAAUACAAUCCAAUCAAUCAUCAUCAGAAGCAGCCGCCGCAGCAGCAACAAUUAUUACAACGUCUACGAACAGCCAUCACCAUACAGGCGGAACAGGAACAACAGCCACAACGACGACGACGACAACAACAUUGGAUAAUGCAUUAACCAUUGGUUAUCCAGAUCCAGAAAUGUUGGCUGAUGUUUUAGGUACAUUACAAACAGCAUCUCUUAAAAAUACAAAUCCCAGUGGUGAGAGUACAAAACAUAAUUCCUCCAAAUUAACAAAUACCAGCGAUAUAAUAAAUAACAAUUUAAAUGGUACGAUUAAAAAUCGUAUAACAAUUAGUAAACGAUCCUCGAAUAUAAUCAACAAUUCCCAAAAUACCAGCAGCAAUAACCACAACAACAACAACAUUAUCAAUCACAAUAAUAACAACAGCCACAUUAGCAAUAACAACAUCAACAAUUGUCUUCGUGAUAUUUCCAAAACGACAAGCACAUCAGCGGUACAAACGGUAACGACAUCAACGAAUACUACAACCGCUGUUAAUAAAACCAAUAGUUAUAUUAAGAAUUGUCUAAUACGUAGCAGCAGUUGCAGCAAUACUACCAACAUAACAUCACUGGCUCAGAUAAUGAGCAAUAGUAGUAAUAGCAGCAACACCACCAACAAUGCCCAUAGCAACAAUAGCAAUAUUAAUAAUAACAAUAACAAUAAUCAAAUCAAUAAUAGCUCAACUAUCAGCUGCAACGGUAUUAAUAAUAAUAAUAACAAUAACAACGGUAGCAAUACAAAUUUAAGCCAACUUAACACUAACAACACAACCAGCAGCAGCAACAAUAGUUGCAAUAGCAAUUUCAGCUCAAGCAGUAACGACAGUUGUUUCAGUUAUAGCAGCAAUAGCAGUAGCGGCAACUCGGUUGCCCGUAGCAUAACAUCGUUGAGUCACGGUAGCCGCAAAGUUCCUGGUCCAUUAACAACAAAUCCACCGAAAAUAUUAAAAAAGAGCCGUUCAAAAAUAUCAUCGCCCAGUCGUCACGGACCCCAGCAGUGUCAGAUUUGUAAUAAAAUUUUUGGAAAUGCAUCAGCGCUGGCCAAACAUAAACUGACGCACAGUGACGAACGGAAAUACGUGUGUGUUAUGUGCUCAAAGGCAUUUAAGCGACAAGAUCAUUUAAAUGGACAUAUGAUGACACAUAGAAAUAAAAAACCAUAUGAAUGUAAAGCUGAAGGUUGUGGCAAAUCGUAUUGUGAUGCUCGUUCAUUAAGAAGACAUACGGAAAAUCAUCACGCCGGUAUAAUUGCACCACACAAUCAUCAACUGUUAAUAUCCAAUAACAAUUCCAAUUCAAAUUUAAGUUUAUCCCCAGCCACAGCAAAUGGAGACGCCAGUUCACCAGAUGGUGCCACCUGUUUAGGCACAUAUCUUUCAAAUGGCGGUACAGUCGUAGAUGCAGCCACUGGUUUAGCUUUGACAGAAGAAGAACUUAAAGCCUUGAAUGUGCCCCUUAAGACAGGCGUAACUUUGUUAUCACCCACCUCGACUACAUCCUCCAUGUCGUCCUCUAGUACAAUGUCGAACGGUCCGGGUGCAACCAUAACUUUGACCGACAAUAGUGGUAAUUUGGAAGGAGAAGGUUUGACACGCGAACAAUUGGAUUUGAUAAGUAAAAUAAUGAGACAAACUAAACAAACCACAGCUCAAGUGACAGUAUCUUCGCCUACCAGUAGUCAAUCAUAUAAAAUUGAUACCAAUCCCCCAGCAACGGCCCAGACACAAACACAAACAAAUUCCCGACCCAGAACCUGGAAUAUGCAAUUGCUAAAUUCCUCUCAAAAUGUUGCCAUUACCGUUGAUGAGCUCAAUGCCGAAAAUAUCAAUGAUUCCCCCAACAAUGCUCAAUCAAAACUUAAGGAGGAUGAAAUUGAAAUAGAUUUAUCCAAUAGCAUGAAUUCCAAUCUCUUCAAUUUGGUUAAAAUUGAUCAGAAACCAGUAGAGUGUAAUUUAUGCCAUCGCAAAUUUAAAAAUGUACCCGCCCUUAAUGGUCAUAUGCGUUUACAUGGCGGCUAUUUCAAAAAGGAUCCGGAAACCAAAAAGAGUGAGAAGAAGGAGAAUAGUGGUCCCCCCUUGCAGACGGCCAGUAUUGGUGUAAGAGCCUUGAUUGAGGAGAAGAUUAUAAACAAACGAAGUAAAGAUUUGAAUAAGGGUGCCUUUGUAGUCCCCGCACCGCCCACAAAUAGUACCCAAAAUAAUACAACUACCAUACGUAGAUCCAUUAGUGAUUUGGAUAGUUUCCUUAAUCCCAAGACACAACCGAACAGUACAACUACAACAAAUCAACAAAAUUCCACACAACAACAACAGCAGCAACAACAAUUACCUGCGGCUACAACUAUUAAACAUAAUCCAAAGUCCAAUAUCAAUGUACAAGACAUUAACUUGCCACAAAGUAUCGAAAUCUAUAGUACUAAGCAACAGCAGCAGCAUCAGCAUCAGCAACAGCAACAAAAGACAAUGAAUAAUAUUGGGGUGGGUACCACAACCAACACCCUAAAUGCCGAACGUAUUGCAACGAAAACAACUACAACAACAGCAGCAACGAUUAAUACAACGACAACACGAAGCACAUCAACCGAUCCAAAAGAUUCGACUCUGAUCGAAUUACUAAAACGGGGCACUCGCAUAGCAGUCACCCAGAAACCGCCAAACAACAACACACCCUUGGGUGGUGUAACCCGCCAGAUUAUAACAAAUAAAAAUAAUUGUAGUGUCAUUAUACCCUCGGAAGUCCAGGUGCUGUCGACCAAGGGAAAGCUUAAGAAAGACGAACACAUACAAAUGUCAAAUUCCACUAAUGUUACCCUGCCCGAUGGCACUCCUUUAUCGUUGACUAUUGCCCAAGGGGCUGAUAGUAACAGUGAAGUAUAUACGGUCACCUACACGAGUGAUGGUUCGGCUUUAUUUGGUGAAAACGAGGUUUAUAAUGUUAGUGAAGCCGAGAUGUUGUUACAAACUGUCGAUACCAUGCAAUUAUUGAGUGAUGCUGGAGACAAUUUAAAACCUGAACAUUCCGAACAAUUUGAGGUCAUGGAUAAUAAAAUGAAUGAUAUUGAGCAGCAAAAUUGUGUGGAUCAGCAGCAACACCAACAGCAGCUUCAUCAGCAGCACCAGCAACAUCAGCAGCAACACCACCACCAACAGUUGCAACAGAACUCAAAUCAGUGUCAAACUACACAAACUUUACCAAACUUCCAACAUUUCCAUUCCAAAGAAUUAAUCAUACAAAAUCCAACUUUGAUCAACCACCAGCAGAUUAGAACAAAUACCUUGUCCUUGCCACAAGAUAUAAAAAAUCAAUUCACCUCCAGCCUCAAUUCACCCAUACAUUCACCUCUAGCUUAUCCCACACCACCUUCAAGCCACGAAAAUGUUACACAGACUUCCCCCUACAUAGAGGACAAUCAUCACUUCAACGAUGCACCAAAUAUCUUCUUCAGUGAGUCAUUAAUUUCCAACAAUCAUGCGGGAGAAACCGAUAAUGAGAAAAUAAUGAAAUUGAAAAGUGUGCUCGAAGAUAAUUCCUUCGAUUCCAAUAUUAAAGUGGAAGAUUUGCUAAAUGGCACAGAUCCCGAUACGGAGUGUGAUUUGCGUGAAUUCGCAGAGGCAAAUCUUUCCUUCCUCGAUGAAGAUCAAGAAUUUCUAAACGACUCCCGUAAUGCCACAUCACCGCUAUCCGAAUCAUUUUUCACUAGCGGUAUAGGCACAGCCGAAGAGGUCAAAGAAGUGUUGCGUGAAGUUUUAACCGAAGAUCAACUCAAUUUGAAUUGUGAAAAUCAGGGGGAGAAUAUAAUUGAUUUAUAUUAUUUACCCGGUCUAAGUUUACAAUCACAAAUGAUGCCCAAUUCCGAAGAUCCUCUAUUGUCGUCUUCACCACGAGAUUUUGGGCAGCAACAAAAAAUACAAAAUCCCUUGCCCCAACAGCAACAACAGACUCAGCAGCCACAACAGCAGCUGCAGCAACAACAACAAAUCCAACACAUUCCUCAUCAACAACCACAACAGCAACAUCAAAAUCAACAGCAUAAUAUUCAAUACAACAAUCAGCAGCAGCUGGCACAUCCAAACCAAACAGUUAAAAUAUCCUUGGAUUCGAAUACACAAACAUCUUCUGGUUCAGCUACUUCCUCCUCCGAAAUAAAUCAAUUGAUUUUGAAUAUACCCUCAAAUGUAAUACAGAAUUCCUGCAAUCCAACCUCUGCAAAUUCCUCCUCUACAACAACUACUAUACACUAUAAUGUACAAAAUUUACCACAAGUACAAAAUCAAUCUAAUAGUCAGCUACAGCAACAGCAGCAGUCGCAUCUUAUGCAACAGCAGCAGCAACAACAACAUCAGUCACAAUUUCUGACAUCCACAACCAUAAACUCACUUAAUGAGGCCUUAAUGCAGCCUAUAAUAUACACUAGUGGUACCACCGAUAAAAUGGAACUAAAAUUAGACAACAACCCCAACUCUACUAACCCACAAUUACAAAAUAUUAUUCAUCUCAAUAAACCCCUGGAGAUGGUGAAAAAUACAACAUCAUCAUCAUCGAGCCAUAUAAUAUUUCCACAGCAAAGUCACUCCUCGAAUUCCAUUGCCUCGAACCCAACUGUAACCACCUCUCUACAGCCGCUGUCAAAUCAAACUAACUCUAUUUUGAAAAGACGUUUGAAAGGUCAUUCCUCGUUAGACUCUACGUCUUCACAUUCUUCUUAUUCCAAAUAUCAAGCAUUGUCGCCCUACAAAUCAAAACUACGCAAACCUUCACGUACCCAUUACACACCAGCUCCCAUACUGAAUCCCGAACGCAAAGGUCACGGUUUGUACUGCAAUGUUUUGAAGCAAUUGGGCUGUUCUCUCUUGACCUUCGAUAAUUUCGAUGAUGAUUUCGACGAUCCCGUGGGUUUGGUCGAUUUCUCCGAUGAAUCAAAAGUAAAUUUAGGUUCAGCCUACCAAGCCGCUAUACCUGCAUUUAAUGAAAACGCCUGUUCCAGUUCGGCUAUAGAGGAAACGAUUGGUUGUGAUCUGAUGUGGGAUCCGGAAGUCCAAAAGGAUGAUAAGAUUUUAAUGAGAUUCAUCGACUUGAGUAAAUCUUCAGCCGUACCCUUGGGCAGUCAUUCUGAGGAGGUUGCCUUACAGGCCUUGCUAAAGGCCCAGGGUAACACAGCAACAGCUGUUUUGAGUUUAUUACAGACCCAAUCGAACUCAUUCCAAAUAAAAUGGUCUUCACAUGAGUUGGAGAUAUUUCUGAAGGGUUUGGAGAAGCACGGGAAGGAGUUUAGUAAAAUUUCAAAAGAGCUCGGUUCAAAAACCACUGGAGAAUGUGUACAAAUGUAUUAUUUCUGGAAGAAAUUAUGUGUAGACUACAAGGUAACCCACCUAAAAACAGAAACACCACCACAAAAUCAUGCCAAUGAUCCCAAACCUUAUGUAUGCGAAAUACCAGAUUGUUCAGCGAGCUUUUCUUCUAAAGCAGCUCUGCAUGGUCAUACUCGCAUCCAUACUUAUGGCCGCAACAGCCACAAUAAUCAACACAGUAAUAAUAAUACGAAUGCAACUGCAACAACUACUAAUACUACCAAUGCAAAUUCCUCGCAAGGUUCUGCUACCAAUAGUAAUAAUCAUCCAAUGCAUAAUAACACCCAGUCUAUCCAUACCAACACGGCGAAUCCAAAUCAAAAAGAUACCAAUGCCAAUAAAGACAAUACCGAAUUCCCCUGCAAGGUGUGCGGCAAAGUAUUCAAUAAAAUUAAGAGUCGUAGUGCCCAUAUGAAGACCCAUCGUGCAACAGAUAAUGAAACAACUGUACAAAUUACAAAUAAUCAAAAUCAAAUAAUACAACAACAACAACAACAGCAGCAGCAGCAGCAGCAACCACAACAGCAACAAACACAACAAUUAUAAAAAAAUUAUUAACAAAUUGUUUUAAACAAAUUCAUAUAAUUCCUAACAAAUACAUUAUAAUUUUUAAAUUAAAUGUAGACAAAAAACAAAACAAAAAAUCAAGAAUUCUUAAAAAAAUAAUGACAAUCGCCCGAGAAGAGAAAAUCUAAAUUAAUUAAUUAAAUUUAAUAUUUUUAUGUUAAUUUUACUUGACUUUCAAUCAUUUUAAAUGAUUCGAAAUUAAUUUUAUGCAGCAUUUCUUAAGAUCCGUAAAAACCCAAAAAAUAAUUUUAAACUAGUAAAGAAACAAAAA
This is a messenger RNA of Calliphora vicina (urban bluebottle blowfly), 8327 nucleotides long. RefSeq names its product probable serine/threonine-protein kinase DDB_G0282963. Gene Ontology annotation, cellular component: transcription regulator complex; histone deacetylase complex. The coding region runs from base 1958 to 8035 and encodes 2025 amino acids. The record is from RefSeq and is a predicted model, not a curated record. NCBI's taxonomy places the organism in Eukaryota, Metazoa, Arthropoda, Insecta, Diptera, Calliphoridae. Gene Ontology annotation, biological process: regulation of transcription by RNA polymerase II; negative regulation of DNA-templated transcription. The transcript has 13 exons. Gene Ontology annotation, molecular function: transcription corepressor activity.